CAACGAGCCAUGUCGGCCAUGAUUUAUGACUUCCUUCCUUUCCCAAAGCUGUCACUCCCAAAGCGAGUCAUCAUCGAGAACAGGAUGCUGAACGUCAUCUACUACUUAUGCCAUAUUCCCAUUGUGGCCUACAGUGUGGUUUUCUUCAUUAUGAACAUGGCGUACACAGAAGAGGUACCCAACAAUCCCUUCACUCUGAUAGAAUUGGAUCCUGUCAACGCCAAGCCAUUUAUGACCUACCAGCUGAACAACGAUCCCAGCCAGCAGAUCAUCAACUUUUGCGCGGAUGGAGAUGCUGGCACCUUUGCAGUGGAUUGCAGCCUUUCAGCUGAUGCAGCGAUUUGCGAAGAAAUGUUCGGAUCUCUGCUGAUGAUGCCCUUCACGCUCACGGUGGAUUUCUUCUGCAGCAUGAUGUGUGGCCCUUCGCAAAACAAUGGCAACCCGAAGUGCUUUUUGCCCCCCACGGCGUUGAUCGCGAAAGGGAGCCAAGAAGUGGACUUGCUGGUAGGCACAACCAUCGAUUCAGG
Molecule: messenger RNA, 527 nt
Organism: Cladocopium goreaui
Lineage: Eukaryota; Dinophyceae; Suessiales; Symbiodiniaceae
Source: the annotation of a GenBank genome assembly